Siniperca chuatsi (mandarin fish) is the source of this 737-nucleotide messenger RNA. Its product is annotated as follitropin subunit beta-like. Gene Ontology annotation, biological process: G protein-coupled receptor signaling pathway. Gene Ontology annotation, molecular function: hormone activity. The record is from RefSeq and is a predicted model, not a curated record. Gene Ontology annotation, cellular component: cytoplasm; extracellular region. The transcript has 4 exons. Bases 146 to 595 code for a protein of 149 amino acids. Lineage: Eukaryota; Metazoa; Chordata; Actinopteri; Centrarchiformes; Sinipercidae.
GUCGUGAAACAGGGAGGUAGCGGCUGCUGGCACUGAAUGGAAAUACCGGAGAACCAAAGACAGACGGAAGCGGUGAUCACCGGCAGACCAGAGAUCUAGGACGGAGAUAAACAAGGUUACCAUCAGGUAAGAACAGGGAGGUCAUAUGUCAAGCAUGCCUUCGUUAGUGUUGAAAUGCAUGCUGCUGUGCUCGCUGAUGGGUGGAACGACGUGUGCCUGUGCGCUGAAGAAUCAUACCUUAUGGAUUGAGAGGCAUGACUGUGACCAGUGUGUGGCCAUCAACACCACUAUCUGCAGUGGCUACUGUUACACACAGGACACCAAUUUGAGGGGACGGUUUGGGAGGACCUUCGUUAUCCAGCGCAGCUGUGUGCCUCUUUCCCUGGUGUACCGAGUCGCCCGUGUGCCAGGCUGCCCUCAGGAUGUCAACGCACAGCUGUAUUAUCCUGCUGCCCGCCGUUGCAGCUGCAGGCGCUGUGACGCACGCACACACCACUGUAUCCGCACCAGCCGAAUCUCAUAUUUUGACCGAUGCACCAUGACCCUUAGCAGCAGCAGCGUGAAGAGCCAGACCCAGCCCGCUUCGGAAACCUGAACAUGACACAACAGCUGACACAACCAUUGCAUUGCAAAUGAUACAGCUGUUCUCGAUGGACCAGCAGUGUUUCUGCUUGUCGAUGUUAUUGUGGUGCAUCUCAGCUCCUCAGCUGGUCACGUUGUUUUCUCUAGUUUGUUAG